AUGAUUUUAAAAAGCAAAGUAAAAGAAAUACUAGCCAUAUGGGUAGCUGCACUGGCUUAUUUACAGAUAGCCAGAUGUGGAGUGUCAAAAGAUGAUAUUCAGGAAAUAGAUGAGUAUUGGACUAAUAGGAUAGAUUCUAUAAGAAGAGAAGUUGAAUUACGUUCGGUAGUUCUUAGAGAACUAGGCUCUAGGCCUAAGGGGCUGACAUUCAAUAAGAAUAUGUUCAAAAUGAUAAGAGAAGAGCUAAAGAAAGGAAAGAAUGUUAUCUCAGAGAUAAGAAGACCAAUAGAACAUUUUAAUGAAUGUGCAGAACAGAUGAAAAGUAUACUAUGUGAAUUAACAGAACUGUCAGUGGAGAUAGAAAACAAAGGAUGUUCUUCCAAGUCGGAGGAAAUCCAAAAGUAUAAGACUUUAUUUGAGGGAAAAAAGGCCGAGUUAGACAAACUACUCUAUCCGCUCUUCAAUAAUAGUACAGUGCUAGUCAACCAAAUACAGAAGGCUGAUUCGUAUAUUAUAAAUGUUCUAGAGGGUUAUAGCACACUGAGUAAUAAAGAAAUUAAGCUGCAUGAUCUAGCUCUGUUUAAGCUAGCAAAGAACAGAAAGAUAAUAGCUGCUAGCAUAAUAUAUUUUCUUUAUAGUAUAGACCCAUCCAUUCAAUCUGCUGAUCUAGAAGAUAAACUAGGCUUCAUGUCUAAAGUAAUACUAGGACAUAUUCCAAGAGAAAAUGCAGAACUUUUUACCAAUGCUAUAAGAAAAGAUGUAGAGAAAAAUAAGAUAGCUCCACUGCUAGCAGCUGAUAGACAACUUCACCUGCUAUUUUAUACGAAUGAGUCUAAGUUCGUAGUAGACGAUGGCAUAGUGAAUGUGUACAUUAACCUAAUAAAGCCAGAUGUUUCUGUUGAAGAACUAAAACAGCGCAAGAACAUAACACCAGUACAGGUUGUGAGGGUAAUAAUGAUAGAGUAUCUGAUGUCUGGCUAUCUUCUAGACCACAGAAUGAAUAGGGCGUUUUUUUCUCUAGGAAGAGUAAUAGAAUCCAUGUUUAAACUAGAAACUGGAGAUAAUGUUUCUUACAUAAUAGUAUUAGCAAGAUUAAAACAGGAUAUAAUGUUGAAUGCUAUAAGUCUUAUGUGGUGUGAUCGAGAUACUCUUAUUGACGAGAUGUACAAUGAUUUUGAGAGGUUUUGCUCCAAGAAUUAUCUUCCACUAGGCACUCUUAAAAAAGUCCAGGAUGCUUUCAAACACUCCAAGUGGCUCUAUAAACUCGACAGAUACAAUCCAAUGAAAUGCUUUCCAGCCGAUGAAGAUAAACUAGAGACAGGAAUGCACUUUGAUGUAUCCUACGUACAUCCUCUAUGGCAUAUAUGCAGAAGAUGUGAGGAGCUCAGUCAGGUAGUUGCACCGCUCUCUGCACCCAAUAAAACUCCAUUUAUGGAAAUACACGAUGCGUACAUACUUAGACCAUACCUAAUAAGUAAAGAUGAUAAUGAUAGCACAGUGCGAUCUACCAAUAUGAGAGAUUGCAUUGAUUUAUGGUUCAAAACUUGUGCUGAUGCUACAAUUAUCUACAGAAAAGAAGAUAGUCUUGAAUACUACAAUCUAGCCAAGGACUUUGAUAACUAUUUGAGAAUGUCUCAGAGAUUGCACUUUAUAGAAAUGAAAGUAAAAAAAACAGAAAAGGAAGAGUUACCCCAAUCUGAAGAAAUGAAAUCUACUGAAAGUAGUGAAAACAAUUCACUGCAGGAUAGUCAAAGUGAAUCUAAAGAAGCCAAAACUAGUGAAAGUAGUGAAAGCAAUCCAUUGCAGGAUAUGCCAAGUGAAUCUGAAGAAGAUGACUUUGUGAUGGUUCAAUUGGAAGAUGCUCAGUGA
Messenger RNA from Nematocida minor, 1869 nucleotides. RefSeq lists its product as uncharacterized. NCBI's taxonomy places the organism in Eukaryota, Fungi, Microsporidia. The record is from RefSeq and is a predicted model, not a curated record. The coding region runs from base 1 to 1869 and encodes 622 amino acids. The transcript has a single exon.